Messenger RNA from Cimex lectularius (bed bug), 2132 nucleotides. RefSeq names its product probable protein phosphatase 2C T23F11.1. Bases 462 to 1484 code for a protein of 340 amino acids. Lineage: Eukaryota; Metazoa; Arthropoda; Insecta; Hemiptera; Cimicidae. The transcript is spliced from 7 exons. Gene Ontology annotation, biological process: protein dephosphorylation. Gene Ontology annotation, molecular function: cation binding; protein serine/threonine phosphatase activity. The record is from RefSeq and is a predicted model, not a curated record.
AAGGAGGCAGAACCGAGGCGGGACUGUUUCCAAGUUCACGGUGGAACUUCACGGUUUUCGUCCUUGACGAAAUUCGGCUCUCGGUGAUUCAAUGAAAAUAUGCGUCCGUUUCAAAUUGCAAAGUUUUCCUGAAAAAACCCAAAAUAUUCCGGUCGAGAUAAAAACUUCAGUUAACGCUAUGUCGAGAGUAAAAGAAGAGGAAUUACUCUGAGAUUGGCGCGGCCCGAUGGUACCCGGGUUCGCGAAAUAACACGGUACGGGAUGAUGUCCAACUGCUUAUUUUGACAUGGCAUGGGUAGCGAAGCUGGCUUGCCUUCUAACCACCGCUUAAUUAAACCAAAUCAUUAAAAAAUAAUAAUAAUAAUAAAAUAUACAAAAAUCUAUCAGCCUUGAUCUAGCCUGUUUUAACAUUUGGCCUACAAUGAUUUUAAUUCGCUAUCCAUUUUCAAACAUGUAAGGACAUGAACGUCAGAUGUACCUGUGUAAAGUUUUACAGAAAUUUCAAUUCCCAUAGCAAAACGUUCAAAAUACAAAUAAAGAGAACACAGAGAAAAUCACUCAGCAAAAUGGGGCAGUCACUGUCAGAGCCAGUUACGACAAAAUGCAGUUUGAUCUGCAAGAAUGAACAAGUGAAGGUCGGCUUAAGUUCAAUGCAAGGAUGGCGGGUCUCGAUGGAAGAUUCUCAUACACUUUUGCUCGAGGUCCCUCAAGACCCUUCAGCAUCGUUCUACGCUAUUUUUGAUGGUCAUGGUGGUUCGAAAAUAUCAGAAUAUGCCAGCCGGCACCUUUACAAAUGGAUUUUUAACCAAAAAGCGUACCAAGAGGGAGAUAUAGUGCAAGCUAUUGAAAACGGCUACCUUGAAUUGGAUGCUUUUAUGAGAGAAAACAAAGUUUUACGGGAUGAUUUGGCUGGUUCUACAGCAGUAGUGGUGCUUAUAAAGGGCAACACCCUUUAUUGUGGCAAUGCUGGCGAUUCAAGAGCAAUAGCUGUUGUAAAUGGUACGGUCCGACCACUAUCUCACGACCACAAGCCGACAGAACCUGCAGAGUACGCACGGAUAAAGGAGGCUGGUGGAUGGGUCGAGUAUAACCGUGUCAAUGGUAAUUUAGCGCUUUCAAGGGCUCUUGGCGACUACAUGUUUAAAACUAACAGUAAAAAAAGCCCUAAGGAACAAGUCGUUACUGCUUUUCCUGAAGUCAUUGUAGAAGAAAUAGAUGAAUCUUGGGAGUUCAUCGUACUAGCCUGUGAUGGUAUCUGGGAUGUUAUGUCAAAUGAAGAGGUGGCUGGAUUUAUAAGAGAUAGGUUGAUGAGACAGUUACAUCCGGAUGUGAUUUGCGAAGAAUUGAUGAUGACUUGCCUUGCUCCCGACAGUCAGAUGGGCGGUUACGGCUGUGAUAAUAUGACAGUUACUAUAAUUGUGUUCCAGAAUACUAAAGUACAAAAUUUAGAAAAUGUGGCAUUAGAAAAACAUCUCUUACUGUAAAUAAUGAGAACUUUGAUUAAUACCGGUAUGCAAUUUUAUACGUUAAAUUUUUAAACGGCGAUCUUAUUUUUUCUAUGCAAUUGUACUAAAAAUUUUAUUACUUGAGCUGUGUUAAUUAGUAGUUACGAUUUUCCUUUAUCUUCUCAACAAUAGUUGCAUCUAACUUUUAAAUCUUUGUUUGUAAAUUAAUAAUUAUGUGUGCAGAAUUAAAUCUAUAUCUAAAAGUUUUGGUGAUAUGAGGCUUUUAAAUGAAUUUAUUUGUAAUAAUACUUGUAGAGAUUGAGAAAAGACUGAAUGUUAGAUCGUAGAUUUUUUUAGUAGGGGUAUAAACAUACUUGCAAUAAUGAAAUUUUUUGUAAUAAAUUAAAUUUCCUAGUCUUCAUAAAUUAGAUAUUUUUAAUUACUUUUGUUAUUUAAAAAAAAAAGAGUUUUAGUUUUGUUUAAUCAUAAAAAAAAUCAUUUUGAAUAAUAAAAACAGCUUUUUCUAACAUAAAUUUUCCAUUGUUUUUGUUAUAGGUGGCACAAUUUUGGUUGAUAAAUGUAAUAUUCAUUGUCAUCAUUAAAUUUGUUAAUUAAUUAACUUGAUCACUAGUUUCCAGUGACUCAUUACAUUUAAUACAAUAAAUGACAAAUUGUACAUUUGCAAAA